Parastagonospora nodorum SN15 is the source of this 438-nucleotide messenger RNA. RefSeq lists its product as hypothetical. Bases 1 to 438 code for a protein of 145 amino acids. NCBI's taxonomy places the organism in Eukaryota, Fungi, Ascomycota, Dothideomycetes, Pleosporales, Phaeosphaeriaceae. The record is from RefSeq and is a predicted model, not a curated record. The transcript has a single exon.
AUGACCCCGCCGUCGACGACACAUGAGUAUCCGAAUCCCAAUGCGUCAUUUGGUCUCGACAUGUCAUUUGCUCAGCCAUCAUACCAAUCGAAUACUGCCGGCCUCGCCUUCAACCAGAAUCUCGGCCUCAACCUCUCACCAGGGUACGACUACCAGUUUACUGAUGCUAGCAGCUUCGGCGUCAAUAUGAACCUCGGGCUUGAUAUGAUGAGCGAAGUCGAGGUGGUGCCCAGGCAGAAGAGGAAGAAGGUGGCGUGGGUGGAGAUUACUAAGCUCAUCGAUGGUGAGUCUGGCCCUGCAAUUGCACUUCAUCUGAACAUGAAUCUAACGGCAGUUGCAGAGCUUAUCCAUAACAGCGUUUGUUUGGGACGGGCGCCAGGAUUCAGGCGCAAAGCUGUUGACAUGGCGAUGAGGAAGGCUUUGGUGCCAGCAUCGUAA